AUGGAGACGUCUGCCGUUCUGCGAAACUUUUUCCGGCCACGUCCCUGCCGCAGCCACCCGGAGGUGGAGCCCGCGCUCCCAGCGAGGCCUCCGGCAAGGGCGCACUCAAAGCCUCGCCGCGAGCUCGUCUGGCGGAAGAAGGAAGUGCAGAGUACCACGGCGCCGCUGAAGAUCGAUUCCCUCACGGAGCCGCCCCUCCCGGAGCCAGCGCCCGAGCCCUCCACAGAAGCUUUCUAUGCCAAAGAGGCUGAAGGCGCCGAGGAGCCGGUGACCUCUGAGCUCGCCUCCGCUCAGCCGGCGUUGAGCGAAGGCGGCGGCGAUGCUCCUGGCGAGCCGGAGGCCACGAGCUCUGUGGACCCGAUGUGGGCCGACCUCCUGUUCAAAUUGGCGGCACAUCCCUGCGAAGCGGAGGUCCCGGAUUCCGUUUUCUGGUCAAGGCAUUCCAAGAACAUCUUCAGAACAGCAGUUGCGAAGCGCGAGGCGAAGGUCAUGGGUGAACGAGCUUUGCUGGUUUUCCAUGCUAUGCCGCUGCUCGGAUGCUCGAUGUCACAGCUGCAUGUUGGCAACGGGGCAGCUGCGCUUGUGACCUGCAUUGCCGUCGCCUUGAUGUGUUUUGCUAUGCGCCGGCACUGGAACGAACUAUCGAACCGGAUGGUGCUAAUUGAGGUGGCAGGAUUGUGCCUAUGCCUGACUUGCAAUGCAUUGUUGAUUUGGGACGGCUGGUGGAGUGUGUGUAUUGCAGACCAGGACGAUCGAGUGUCUCUGCUGCUCUGGGUGCCAGGGAACGCCUUGACCUCUUUCGGGUAUUUCGCUUUGGUCAAAGGUGAGCUGACGGAAAGCCAGCUGUGCGAGCGUCUCGGCAUAUGGCUCUUGCUGACAGGGUCUGUCUUGGACCAGUAUGCCGCCUGGAUGUAUGAGGAGACGCUGGAGUCAGACAGUCCAUACCAGUUGGUACAAGGUCUGCUCGACACGGAGCACGAAAGCACCUUUAGUGCUCUGCUCGAUGUUUGGGGUAUGAUUCUUCUAAGUAUUGUAUGUGCUGUGCGGAUUGAGAGAUUUCACACAGAGCAGACUGCAUACCUUAUGCUGAUCCUGAGUGCCUCCUGGGCAGUAUUCCGGGACUCACAAUCUGUCGUAGGGGUUGCAGCCGAAGCUUUCGAAAUGUUAGGCUUGUGUUGCUUUCUCUAUGUGCACUAUGCGGUAUCAGUGGUGCGAAAUCCUGGUCGAUCAUGGAUUCUGACCUUUGCUUGGACCACUGGCAGCACUGCUUUAUUGCUUCUGGUUGCCGUUGUCUUGUACGUCUUUACAUGUGGAGUGGCUGUAACACUAAUUGCGGCUUACUUCUGGAUUUGGUAUGCCGGCUAUUUUUCUUUGAUGCUGCGCAGAAACUGCAACCAAACUGUGGCGCCCGGAGGUUCAUUUCUACCAGAGACAGACACUGAAACCGAGACAGACGACGACAGCUCUGCCACUCGCUCACAGACCUUGCACUCGAUCGAUACUUUUGAAGACAGCAUGCGCCAAUGCCCGCGGGCAACCUUCGUUGCAACGUGCAUAUUCUACGGCGUCUUCGGCAUGAGCAUUGCAAAAAUCCGGGUCCCAACCCGCAUCAGCGUUGACAGAAUCAUUUUUCUGGUGGACGUCGGAAUUGGAGCAACAAUGGGAACGUUGAUGCUGGUAAGGCAGCAGCUGAGGCUUCAUGACAGGUUCUGGUGUGCUUUUGGGUUUGCCUUUAGGCCCGCUUGUGGCCUCGCAAUUCUGAUGCAUCUGGUUGCCCCUGUGGAGUACCCGUCCCCAUGGUUUUGGGCAUUGCAGCUGCUGUAUGUGCUUGUUGCAGCUGAGAUUUGUGGACAGGUCCUGAGACGUGCCAAAGCAGGCAAGUCAGGCAGCUCUACUUCCGAACCUACACCAGGGCCAACGCCUUCUGAAUCUGGAGUCUCGAUGUAA
Symbiodinium sp. CCMP2592 is the source of this 1947-nucleotide messenger RNA. The record is from the annotation of a GenBank genome assembly. Lineage: Eukaryota; Dinophyceae; Suessiales; Symbiodiniaceae.